CUGUUAUGAGCUUUUAUUGAGCAAUAUGAUGAAGAGGGAGAGAGAGUGGGAGAGAUUAGUAGUAUACGUCCAGUACCUACAGAUCCAAUGUUCUACAACCUGAAGUUGGUACGACUAUUUUCUUUUUGGCUUUGCAUUGUUGGCCUGUGUGUCUGGAUAUCAAAAUUGCCUAUAUAUGUGUCCGUUUUCAUAAGCAUUUGAUUGGUCAGUCUGUAGGUUAAACAAUCGAUUAUUUUUACCAGACCAAUAAAAACACUGCUAAUGCGACUGAAUCAUGUGAAGACAUUUGGGUUAGUUAGCUGAAAUUUUGUGGGCAAAAGUUUUUUGGAUUAUCAACCAGCCGGAGAAUGAGUCUUUGGCUUCAAGUCUCAUUACUGGUGUUAUGCUCUGUGAUUUUUGUCUCAUCACUUCCUACAUCUUUACGAAAACAAGAAUUUGGACCUAGUGAAAACUUCGAUGGUUCAGACCAACUGAUAGAUAAUGAAGGAGUUCAUCCGCGUGGACGCAACAAGUCCAGAAAACAUGAUCAAAUGACAACAGCUGGUGAAAGACGUGGGCACAGAAGACGUAGGAAACAUAACCGACAAUGUGAACUGACGGGUGAUUGUCCUGAAGGUACAGUUCAUAGAAAACCACACAGACGUGGACGAAAACGCCGUACACGAUGCAACUCUGAUACUGAUUGUCCCAGUGGUCAAACAUGCAAAGAACGUCGUCAUGGUGGACGCAAGCACCACUCCAAUGAUAUCAAUGGUAUUCCACUCGAUUCAUCACCAUCCUCCUCCUCAUCAUCAAUGUCUAUUAGUGGCGUAAAGUCCAUUGGAAAUAAAGUUUGCCGUGAAAAACGACAUAGUGGCGGUGGUAGUAGUAGUAGAGUUCUUAGAAGAUCCGGAGCUCUGUAAUAAAUUGUAUUCAGACAAUUCAUGACAUCGACAAGUAUUAUAAUUAUUAUAAUUAUCAAAGCAUUCAUUCUUCGGAAGUUCUUCAUUCAAACUGCUUAAAUAGUAUGCAUAUAUAUAUAUAUAUAUACAUAUACAUAAGUUUACACGUUACAUACAUUAACUGUUGUUUAUUUCUUUUCUUGAUUUUUAAUCGAUCUGUUUACGUUUAAAAAGUUUAAAAAAAAGAAAUCAUUUGACUCAUCAAAUUCAUUUUAUUUGUUUAUCUUGAUCAACGAAAACAAAACAAGAGGGAAAUUCAAUGGCGCCAUUUUUAAAAAGAAAAUGGCGCAACAUUUUGUUGUAUACCUUUUUUUGGAAAUGAUUACAUCGAUGAUAAUAAAACAAAAGAAUUGAAAGCAUGAAGAAUAAAAAAUAAAUCAUAGUAAAUAAAUUGUCCGAUUAGGCAUCAGUUUAAUCUAAUUCAACCUCACUCAUGUCAUCGUAUGAUUUUUUUUCUUCUGCCCUAUUUCUUCUUGUUUGUUGCCUCCGCAUUUAAUUUUUCCUAUUUAUAGUUUUUUUUUCUGGUCUUUUUAUUGUUUUUCGUAAACUGAAUAACACAAAUGUCAUAAAUUGGGAUUUAUCCCUUCCUUUUAUUAACUUGCUUGACAGUAAUGAUGAUGAUAAUAAUAAUAAUAAAUAAAAGUCAAUAUUCAGUAUUA
Trichobilharzia regenti is the source of this 1600-nucleotide messenger RNA. The record is from the annotation of a GenBank genome assembly. Lineage: Eukaryota; Metazoa; Platyhelminthes; Trematoda; Strigeidida; Schistosomatidae.